Messenger RNA from Rhododendron vialii, 1125 nucleotides. RefSeq names its product protein MAINTENANCE OF MERISTEMS-like. The transcript has 7 exons. The record is from RefSeq and is a predicted model, not a curated record. Lineage: Eukaryota; Viridiplantae; Streptophyta; Magnoliopsida; Ericales; Ericaceae. Gene Ontology annotation, biological process: meristem development; meristem maintenance. The coding region runs from base 1 to 1125 and encodes 374 amino acids.
AUGGAUGAAGCGGGCUUCAGAGAGUUCAUCCAAACGCUCACUCCGGUCAGAAAUGACCAUGCCGUUCUAGUGGCACUUGCAGAUAGGUGGAGGGACACUACCAACAACUUUCACCUACCGCCCGGGGAGAUGACAGUGACACCUGCUGACUUUGCAACGAUUAUCGGCUUGAGAAUUGGGGGUGAGCCUAUCCCGUUUGAUUCGGGUAUUCACGAAGACCCAGUGGCUUUGGAAUGGUUCUUGGGAGAAGCGCCCAAGAUCGAGGAAGGGAUGGCGAGGCGUAGUAAGGUCCAUUUGUCAUACUUGCCUGCACUGAGGGACUUGAGGACAGCUUCGCGCUUUGAUUGGGGUGGAGCGGCAUUGGGCGCGGCCUAUGGUUUCUUGGGCGACUCGUCGAGGAUGGAGAUGAGUACUGCUGGCCUUCUUGAUUGCAUUAUUGUAUGCACUGAUGAUUUUCUUUGUUUGCGAACCAAGCAGCUCUGGGCCUAUGAGGUUUUGAACACGUGCCGCCUAGCAUCCAAGAGCUUGGACUUGGGAAUUCUCCCGCGUGCUCACAUUUGGAGCAAGAAGAACAUGGGGGAGAAGAAAGUGAGGGGUGAUCUGAAUGGCUUUCGGAUAUACUUAAACGAGCUCCGCCCCUCACAGAUCGAGUGGGAUCCUUGGAGAGUGGCAAGGCCAGAGCCCGAGUACCUGGCUAGGAGCAGGGUUGUAAUGGCUAGCAGAGUGUUGCUGGAGUCAGCCUUUGGCUGGCAGUGGUACUUGGGAGACCGGGUGACACAUCAGUCGCUCGGCUUUACUGAGUUCCAGGCGCCGGGGCCUCUUCCACCACGGGCCUCACACAGGGGAAGGGAGCGUUUGGCAGGGCCGCUGAGAGUCCAGGAGUUCAAAGAGGUCCGGAGUCAGGCUCAUGGAGCCGCUGAGGAAAGGAGGGCUGCAGGAGAGAGACAAAGUGGUGGUGAGGGCCGCGUACCAAUUGAGUGGGCGAACGAAGUUGUUCGUCGCAUGCUUGCCUUGGAUAAUGCAGCACAAAGACAGGUGGCUCCUAGGAGGAAAAGCGCUAGAGACCCUCCGCAGAAGAAGUUGGCAGCGAGGACUCCUACUCCUCCAGUCACUACUAGGCGAUAG